This is a messenger RNA of Pantherophis guttatus, 2707 nucleotides long. RefSeq names its product FYN binding protein 2 (gene FYB2). Lineage: Eukaryota; Metazoa; Chordata; Lepidosauria; Squamata; Colubridae. Gene Ontology annotation, cellular component: plasma membrane. Gene Ontology annotation, biological process: protein localization to plasma membrane; T cell receptor signaling pathway; integrin-mediated signaling pathway. Gene Ontology annotation, molecular function: protein binding. The record is from RefSeq and is a predicted model, not a curated record.
UCGGGAUAGAGGAAGUUAGCCAGGCUCCUUUCCUUAGAGCCACGGCAUGGGCUGCUUGGGAGGAGUGGAGCCGGCUUGGGAAGGAGUACGACAAAAAGAGGGAAAAUAUGGACAUGGAAAAGCCCAGAGACUUUGGCAGUCUUCGAGCAAUGUUUCAAAAUGAUUCCAAUUUUUCCAAUAUACUCCUGGAGUCUGCAAAGAAGCCUCCUGCCAAAUUCAGUCCACGGCAAAAUACUGGUGGCUCAUCUGUGUCUCUUCCCACACCAAAACCCUUGCACCGAAGGCAGGUUCCAGAUCCUGAACAGCAAGCCAAGCAGUUCAGCUACACGUCACAGAAAUUUGAAAUCAGUCAAGUCAAGCCUAUGGUAUUCCCAAAGGUCAAGUUCAAAGAUAGGAAAGACUCAAACCUCUCUGGAGCCAUUUGCAAGCCACCUUCAUCAGGGGAAGAAUCACAGAAACCGCAUCCAAGAUCUUGUCUUUCUCCUCAAGGGUCUGAAGGAGCAAGCAGUUCUUUUCGCAACACACUGCACAUUUGGGAAAGUGCUUCAGCACAAGGUGACCAGAAAUGUGGUGCAACACCACCACAGUGUACAAUCAGGACAACUUCUCUUUCCCACCCACAAGUUGUUAAUGUUGCGAUUUCGACAGAGGAUAAAGCAAAAAUAGCUGGACUUAAGCAAGGGAUGGUCCUUGAUGCGUGUAAGCCUCCAUCCCAGGUACACAAUGAAUUUGUUCCUACAACUUCACCUCUGGUUCCUCCAAGAAGUCAUACAAGCUUAAAUAAAGUGGUUGCUGGUUUUUCUCCAAGUAGUUUGAACAAUCCGAACAGUCUAAGCAAGGCCUCAAAUGAAAGAUGUCCUGAUGAUGAAGAUGCCAAGCUUCCAAAAAUCAAGCUCCUUCCUUCUAUCAAAGAACUUGGUCCUCCUCCAAAGAAGCCACCAAGACCUCCCAAGGUAGAUCUUGGUGCCUUCCAGCAGAAUUUUCCAGAUACUCCAGAUGAUGCAUACUUGACUCCUGAAAUUACUGAACUGGAAGAUUUGAACACCUAUGAAGAAACCAUAUAUUACCAGGAACAGCAAGAGAACUGCCCUAAUCCUGCUCAACGGCCUAUACACUCUUUCAAGUCUUUGAAAAAGGAAGAUACUAAGAUUUGCAGUCCCAGAAGUAUAUUCAUGAAACCCCGAAUCAGAGGGAAUGAGAAGAACAUGCCCCAAGAGGAAACAAAUCAGUGUUUCUCUGGAGAAGGAUUGGCAAAGGAUGGAGAUUUUUCAGAUGAUUAUGUAUGCCUGGAAUCUUUAAGAACAGAUGAAGGGAAAUGGAACCCAGAUCUAAGAACUGCUACGUUGGAGCAAACUGCAGAGGAAUUGUAUGAUGAUGUGGAAGGAAUAGAGAGAGACCUACAAUCCUCUGAUGCCCACAGAUCAUUUGCUUUACAUUCCAAUGAUACCUAUGAAGAAACGUAUGAGGAUAUUCAAAGUGAAAUUCAAAGUGAAGGUUAUAAUUCCUCCAAAUCGGAAAUUUCUGGAAAAGGAAUUAUUCAUUCCAGGAAUUAUAAAAGAGAUAUCAAAAUCGAAAAACUCAAAGGAUUUGGAAAAUUUUUCAAAGAAAAAUUAAAAAUAAAAAGCGCACACAUGAAAGAGAGUUCCCGCAAUCUUUCCCGUUCUGUACCAAACCUAGAUGUCAUGGCCCAGGAAAACUUGGUGUAUAAUGACAUUGACCCAGAACAAAAUGAUACAAGAAAUCCCUUUAAAGUCAAGAAAUACAUUGUAGAAAAGAAUAACAAGAUGACAAAGGAGGAACAAUCGUUUAGAGAGAGAUUUAUGUAUAAUAAAGAAAUCACAGUAAUAAAUACAGCAGUCGCACAUUGCUCAAAUACUCCUAUCAGAGGAAACCUGGGCUUGAGGAUCUUGCCUGGAGAACAACUUGAAGUUAUAGACAUCACUGAAGGAAAUCAACUGAUAUGUCGGAAUUCUGAAGGAAAAUAUGGGUAUGUGCUGUUAGAACAUUUGAAUUUCAGGCACUAGUGCUGUACAACUGAAGGCCAACACGUAUGACUUUUGGAAGGAUGUUGUAGGCACAAUAGAGGGGAAAUAGUCUGUAAGAAUUUUUGUUGCUUGGGAAAGAAAACAAAAAUGGAAUUGUGGACAACGCACUCAGCCUGAAUUCUUCAGAAGCUUACAACUGCUACUUUUUAAAUGAUUGUCAUAAAAGUGACUUUUUUAUAUUUAGUGUUUGAUACUCAUGUUAUCCUGUCCAAAGUUUAUCAAUCUGGGUACAGGCCGAGAUACAAAUAACUUAAUGUCAUUGUCUGUAAAAACAUUUUUUUCAAACUUUGUUUCAAGUUACAACUCUUCCCAGAGCAGCUCUUUUUCGUGGCAAUUGCAAAUGUCACUUUGGUUCUUUGGAUAUUGUACAGCAAUACUUAGUCUUUGUGUGCAAGACGUAUUACCUGCUAUCGACACAUUGUUUUUGUAUGUAUUUUGUCAAUGUUAGGAGUAUCACACUUGGCUUUGUAUUUAAUCCUAUAUUUAACCAGUGUAAGAAUUUGUGGACUUAGCAUUUAGAAAAAAAUAUUGGGAGUCCAUUUGAUGCACUAUUUUUAAAUGUAAAUAGGAUAAAUAAAGGAUGAAUUGGCAAUUAACACAUUGCUGCUAGUUGUACAGUUUGACAUAAAACUUUGCAGAACUUAAACACAUACUUAAAAGUG